Tarenaya hassleriana is the source of this 1681-nucleotide messenger RNA. Its product is annotated as glutamine synthetase, chloroplastic/mitochondrial. The record is from RefSeq and is a predicted model, not a curated record. Gene Ontology annotation, molecular function: glutamine synthetase activity. Gene Ontology annotation, cellular component: cytoplasm. The coding region runs from base 129 to 1433 and encodes 434 amino acids. The transcript is spliced from 14 exons. Lineage: Eukaryota; Viridiplantae; Streptophyta; Magnoliopsida; Brassicales; Cleomaceae.
AUAUUUUUUUUUUAUUUAUAAAGUUCUCUCCUUCAUAUUGUCAACUCUUCUUGCCAUUUGUCUCAACAUCACCCUUGCUCUCUUCUUCUUCUCUGUUUUCCAGUUUUGUUCAGGGCUUGAGGCAAAAGAUGGCACAGAUCUUGGCACCUUCUCCAAAAUGCCAGAUGGGGGCGCCAAAGCACUCCUUCAUCACGAGCCCUGCAGCUUCGUCGAGGCUUUGGAGCUCUGUCGUGUUGAAACAGAACAAGCAGAGUGGCAAACUAAAGUAUUCUUCCAAGUUCAGAGUUUUGGCUGUCCAAUCAGACGACAGCACUGUCAACAGGCUUGAGGGUCUCCUCAACUUAGACACCAAACCUUACACUGACAAGAUCAUUGCCGAGUACAUUUGGAUUGGAGGAUCUGGAAUCGACCUGCGAAGCAAAUCAAGGACAAUUGAAAAGCCUGUUGAACAUCCUUCUGAGCUUCCCAAGUGGAACUAUGAUGGUUCGAGUACUGGACAAGCGCCUGGUGAAGACAGUGAAGUCAUUCUAUAUCCACAGGCUAUCUUCAGAGAUCCUUUCCGUGGGGGCAACAACAUCUUGGUUAUAUGUGACUGUUACACACCGGCUGGUGAGCCCAUUCCCACGAACAAACGUGCCCGAGCUGCUGAGAUCUUCGGUGACAAGAAGGUCGUAGGUGAAAUCCCGUGGUUUGGCAUUGAGCAAGAAUACACCUUGCUUCAACAAAAUGUCAAGUGGCCUUUGGGUUGGCCUGUUGGAGCUUUUCCUGGUCCACAGGGUCCAUACUACUGCGGAGUUGGAGCCGACAAGUCUUGGGGCCGUGACAUUUCGGAUGCUCACUACAAAGCUUGCUUAUAUGCCGGAAUUAACAUUAGUGGUACCAACGGGGAAGUUAUGCCGGGACAGUGGGAAUUUCAAGUUGGCCCGAGCGUUGGCAUUGAAGCUGGCGAUCAUAUCUGGUGUGCUAGAUACCUUCUUGAGAGAAUCACUGAACAAGCUGGUGUAGUCCUCACGCUUGACCCGAAGCCGAUAGAGGGCGACUGGAACGGCGCUGGAUGCCAUACCAACUACAGUACGAAGAGCAUGAGAGAGGACGGAGGGUACGAAGUGAUCAAGAAGGCGAUACUGAAUCUCUCGCUUCGCCACAAGGAACAUAUCAGCGCGUACGGAGAAGGGAACGAGAGAAGGUUGACGGGAAAACACGAGACAGCUAGUAUCGAUACGUUCUCAUGGGGAGUGGCAAACCGUGGAUGCUCGAUUCGUGUGGGACGUGACACCGAAAAGAAAGGGAAAGGUUACUUGGAGGAUCGGCGUCCGGCCUCGAACAUGGAUCCAUACGUUGUGACCUCGCUCUUGGCCGAGACGACACUCCUGUGGGAGCCAACGCUCGAGGCUGAAGCUCUUGCUGCUCAGAAGCUUGCCUUGAAUGUCUAGAAAACCAUCAUCAUCAUCAUCAUCAUCAUCGUUUUUUUUUUCAAGUUCUAUGCAAGAAUUCUGUGCAAGUAAAGGUCCUGAAUCGGUGAACCCAUGAUCCAUUCCAUGUGGUUUGUCAUGUUCAGAAUCAUGUCGUGUCUGAAAAGAAUUUGCUCUGCAGAUUUUUUUUUUUGGGCUUUUCUUCCUCAAUUGUCGAACUGAAACCCGUUUGGCCUUGGAACUUUUAACAUGUUUUUUUCCCAUCUUCA